AUGGCAGAGCGUCUCACCUGGCUGGGAACGCCGCGUAGGGCAGUCAGAGGGCUGGAACAUCCCCGCCAUGACUACCACCUGCAGCUUGCCAGCCACGGUGACACAGACCUGGGCAGGCUGCUGCAGAAACCUUUCCCAAAGAAAAUUGGGACUUUGCUGACCAAGGUGUGGGGAGAGGAAGAGCAUCUCCUGUCCAGUCCCAUCAUCUUGGUAGAGCUGCAUGUGAAUGGGAUCACAUCAUCACAAUCCACUCAAGAGGCUUUUAGGAUAGAAUAUGAUACCUUUGGUGAACUGAAGGUCCCAAGUGACAAAUACUAUGGUGCCCAGACUGUAAGAUCUACAAUGAACUUCAAGAUUGGAGGCGUUUCAGAAAGAAUGCCAGUUCAAGUUAUAAGGGCUUUUGGCAUCUUGAAGAGAGCAGCUGCUGAAGUAAAUCAAGAUUAUGGUCUCGACCCAAAGAUUGCUAAUGCUAUUGUAAAGGCGGCAAAUGAGGUAGCUGAAGGAAAAUUAAAUGAUCACUUUCCAUUGGUGGUGUGGCAGACUGGGUCUGGAACUCAAACCAAUAUGAAUGUCAAUGAAGUCAUCAGCAACAGAGCCAUUGAGAUAAUGGGCGGCAAACUGGGGAGCAAAACCCCAGUACAUCCGAAUGAUCAUGUUAACAAAAGCCAGAGUUCAAAUGACACUUUCCCAACGGCAAUGCACAUUGCUGCUGCCCAGGAGGUUAAUGAGGUGUUGUUACCUGGACUAAAGAAGCUACAAAAUGCACUUGAAGCGAAGUCCAAAGAGUUUUCCCAAAUCAUAAAAAUAGGGCGCACUCAUACACAAGAUGCUGUUCCGCUUACACUUGGACAGGAAUUUAGUGGCUAUGUGCAACAGAUUAAAUAUGGUGUGGCUAGGAUUGAGUCAACCAUGCCAAGAGUGUAUCAGCUGGCAGCUGGCGGGACUGCAGUUGGUACAGGAUUAAACACAAGAAUUGGCUUUGCUGAGAAAGUUGCUGCGAAAGUGGCUGAACUGACGGGUUUGCCUUUUGUCACUGCUCCAAAUAAGUUUGAAGCUCUUGCGGCUCACGAUGCUCUAGUUGAACUCAGUGGAGCUAUGAACACAGUGGCAUGUAGUCUGAUGAAAAUAGCUAAUGAUAUUCGUUUCCUGGGUUCUGGACCACGCUCUGGACUAGGAGAACUCAUCCUGCCUGAAAAUGAACCAGGAAGCAGCAUCAUGCCAGGAAAAGUGAACCCUACCCAGUGUGAAGCUGUAACCAUGGUGGCAGCCCAAGUUAUGGGAAAUCAUGUUGCUGUUACUGUAGGAGGUAGCAAUGGACACUUUGAACUGAAUGUUUUUAAGCCCAUGAUGAUUAAAAACGUUUUAAACUCUGCACGACUUCUUGGAGAUGUUUGUGUUUCUUUCACCGACAACUGCGUUGCUGGAAUCCAGGCCAACACAGACAGGAUCAACAAACUAAUGAGUGAAUCCCUGAUGUUGGUGACAGCACUUAACCCGCAUAUAGGGUACGACAAAGCGGCCAAGAUUGCCAAAACGGCCCACAAGGAAGGGACGACGCUGAAGGAGGCGGCCCUGAAGCUGGGGUUCCUCACCUCCGACCAGUUUGAUCAGUGGGUGAAGCCGAAAGAUAUGUUAGGUCCUCAGUAACUCCUUCCAAAAAAAAAAAAAAUGUUCUUAACAUAAAAAA
This is a messenger RNA of Egretta garzetta (little egret), 1687 nucleotides long. RefSeq names its product fumarate hydratase (gene FH). Lineage: Eukaryota; Metazoa; Chordata; Aves; Pelecaniformes; Ardeidae. The transcript is spliced from 11 exons. Gene Ontology annotation, biological process: fumarate metabolic process; malate metabolic process; tricarboxylic acid cycle. Gene Ontology annotation, cellular component: mitochondrion; tricarboxylic acid cycle heteromeric enzyme complex. The record is from RefSeq and is a predicted model, not a curated record. Bases 1 to 1647 code for a protein of 548 amino acids. Gene Ontology annotation, molecular function: fumarate hydratase activity.